AUGAAGACGAUCGAGGCCAUGUUCGAAGAUCUGGAGAAGGACACGCAGGCCAAGGCGGACCAAAUCCAAGCCCUCGAGGCGGAGAACGAGCAGAUGAGCCGACGACUGGCCGCCCAGACCACCGCCUCGGGCCAAGGCGGCAGCGGCGCUGGCGAGGAAGUGGAGGAGCUGAUGCGGGCGUUGGAGGAAAGGCAGAAGGAGGCCGACGAGUACGCGCUCCGCUACGCCGAGAUGAUCCAGAGCACGCAAACCUACGAGAAGAAGGUCAAGAACCUCGAGUCGCGACUCAAGCGGGCUCAGCGUCAGCUCGAGGCCGAGAAGGAGAAGUCGAGCACCCUCUCUUCCAAGCCCUCUUCUUCCGAGUGCGAAGAGCCCAAGAGGUCGACCAUCAUCUCUUCAUCGUCGUCGUCUUCUUCGUCGUCCUCGUCUGCGUCAUCGCUGUCGACGGCCAAGCGACCAAGAGACACCGCAGAGCCGCUGGCGGCGCUCAAGGAGUCGACGUCGGCAGCUGCGAGCCAGGUCAAGCGACUGCGAUUCACGGCUGGCGCCGACGCCAGCGCGCCGGCCACCCGGGAGGAGUCCGCUACGCGAUCGCGGCCCGCUCUGGCGGCAGCUCAGCAGCAGCACUUCAAGGAAGCGGCAUCUUCGUCUACAAGCGGCGCGAAGCGGAAAGAGCGCAUCGAAGAAGCUGAGGAAGGAGUGGACAAGGAGAACCUGCCCAUGGCGGCCAACUCUGUCCGAUCAUCGUCUGCCACGACCGCCGUGAAGGCGCAGCCCCUGAGCAAGAAGUCGCGCAAGUCCAUCUCGCAGACGGCGGCCGGCGGCGCGGCGGACAGCGAAGGCGACUGUGCCGUGCAGUGA
This is a messenger RNA of Acanthamoeba castellanii str. Neff, 861 nucleotides long. RefSeq lists its product as uncharacterized. The record is from RefSeq and is a predicted model, not a curated record. The transcript has a single exon. NCBI's taxonomy places the organism in Eukaryota, Discosea, Longamoebia, Acanthamoebidae. Bases 1 to 861 code for a protein of 286 amino acids.